GUAAAACUCAGCACAUGGAUAGCACCGCCUGCCAAAACUAAAACAAUUACCUAAUUCGUCAAAGUCCAGAGAUAUGGGAAACUCUCUAAAUGUACUAACCUUGCUUUUGGACUUCUGUGGUUUCUCUUCUGACUAAUUGUUCAUGUUAAGUAUGUCAAUCUAGAACAUGUUUUUUUUUAAAAGAUUUAUUUUAUUUAUUAUAUGUAUUUAUGUAUUAUAUGUAUAUACUGUAGCUGUCUUCAGACACCAGAAGAGGGAAUCAGGUCUUGUUACAGAUGGUUGUGACACACCAUGUGGUCGCUGGGAUUUGAACUCAGGACCUCCGGAAGAGCAGUCAGUGCUCUUAACCACUGAGCCAUCUCUCCAGUCCCCCAGAACAUUUUAUGCUUAAAAGCUCACCCUGAGAAAGCCUUGCGGCUACAAUGGGAUCUUGAACAACACCCAGUGUAGUUGCUGGCUGGCUAAUAAAGACUUUUUAUUGGCUUAAAUCCGUGUCUUAGCAGUCUCCUCUGGUGGCUACCCCACAAUAUUCUUAAAAAAAAGAAAGAAAAGAAAAAAAGCAAGGCAACAGAAAAAGAUUAGUGGGGCUGGUUUAAGGUUACUUGGGACUGGGUUUCAGACCCAGCACCCACGUGACAGCUCACAACUGUUUGCAACGCCAGUUCCAGGGGAUCCGGCGUCUUCAUAAGACAUCAGACAUAAGUAUGGUACAUAUACAUACAGGUAGGCAAAACAUUCCUACAUAUGACAUUCCUAAAAAAGUAAAAAUAAAAAGUCUGUGGCUGCCAGAGGAAGGAACGCUAGGACCACAUAGAGAGACCUUAUCUGGAAAAGCAGCAAACUGCUACAGCUUGGGAAUUUCCUGAGAGGCAAUUCAUUUUGACAUUGUAGGAAUAUACAAACGUGACCAUCAUGUUUCUGGCAUGGGGUGCUCGUGACACACUUAUUGACAAGAGAAAAACUGAAAACUGUUUAUGGGAAGGCUGGGAAUUUGUGAGCACCUAUUUUUGUCUUGAGACUUUCACCUUGCCUAUGUUAAAUUAGCUUAAACAUUUCUAAUGUCAAGGUACCAAUUCUAUGCCAACAUAGUUAAAAUAGGAUCAGAUAUAGAUCCUGUAUCUCUCAUCAAAACACUAAAAGAAUUAUUUUUAAUGGUGUGUGUGUGUGUGCCUCAGGAGACAAGAGGUGUUGAACUGCCUCAGAACUGGAGUUCCAGGCAGUUGUAAACCAUCUGACAUGGGAGCUGGGAAUAGAACUUUCGUCCUCUGGGAGAACCAUAUACACUCUGAACCAAUGAAUCAUUCUUUUAGGUCCAAAUACACUCCCCCACACGCCAGUUUCUGAGUUUACUGUCCCUGCAGAUUUAGGGACACAGUUUCAAGCCUAGGCAUGUGGUAAGAAACCUCAGGACACAGCCAGAUCCUAAUUAGUGUUUUGAGUAUGGACAAGUUGGCCGGCCCAGGAGAGAUGAUGGAUGGAAGGUUCUUGAAUCUUACAAAACAUCCAGUUCAGGUCAGAUGCACAGGUCACUCUGGGCUUCGGCUGCUUUCAUUGCAGAAGGUGGAAAAGGACGGCCUCUGGUGGUUCCGCCCGACGAUUGCUUCUUUCACCUUUUUUUUUUUUUUGGAGCUAAGGUCAGGCUACGACCCAAAGCCUUCUUAAGGCUAAAGAGUUCCGAGCAAGACGGGCCGCAGUCACAUCCCCUCUUAAGACAAACGCGGAGGCAGGCCCUCGGAGUAGACGCAUUUUUCCUGAGGUCACCCAGUAGAGAAUUAAGAAUUGAACAUAUGUCUUUCUGCACCAUGGUUCUGACUCUUGAAUGACUCCAUUUUUUUUUUUUUUAAAUAGACACUUAGGAGUAUUCGCAGGAACGAACCAUUCUGGGGUCCCAAGGCGCUAAUAACCUGGUUCUCCAUGGCGCCUUGAUCGGACGUUUUAAGCCAAGAGCAAGGCCAGUCAGUAUCCUCCUUCCGGGAUACUUAAGCCUGUCACUCAUAAUGGUAAAACUCCGCCCGCCCCGGAGCAUCUCGGUAAAUGUAGUUCUACCUUUAUUAAGACUGUGGGGUAUAAGUGCUAUGUAGAACUUCAUUUCCCCGAUGGCUGCGCGCUCCGUUACCUGAGCUAGAGCUGAAGGGCCGAAACCUUCAUCUAAGAUUUUUUUUUUUAAGUUCUUAGGAGGAAAGUGUGACAGCGAACUGAGGCUUUUGGCUGCUCGGCGGGUCACCUCAUCUGGAAGAGCGGGAGGACAAGAGCUUGACGCCUAUCGAACGACCCGACUUCCGGUCGGCGGACAAAAACCUAGGGCGCUUCUCCUUUAAUUGCGGUGGGCGGGACGCGGCGACGCCACCGGCGUUGCUAUUGGUGGCGAUUGGGGGCGCGGAAACUGAACUGGCACAACUGCCGACCCAGCUAUCUCUGGCACUUGGGGCACAGCUGGUCCUACCAGCCCGCUAGCCCCGCUAUGGCUGCUCCCAGCCAGGAGGACCCCUCACUGGAGAGACAUUUUAAGGGCCACCGAGAUGCAGUCACCUGUGUGGACUUCAGUCUCAACACCAAGCACUUGGCCAGUGGCUCCAUGGACUCAACCCUCAUGAUCUGGCACAUGAAGCCCCAGUCACGUGCCUACCGCUUCACGGGCCACAAGGACGCUGUGACCUGUGUGAAUUUCUCCCCAUCGGGACACCUUCUUGCCUCAGGCUCCCGAGACAAGACUGUUCGCAUCUGGGUACCCAAUGUCAAAGGUGAGUCAACUGUAUUUCGUGCACACACGGCCACAGUGAGGAGUGUCCACUUCUGCAGCGAUGGCCAGUCACUUGUGACAGCCUCUGAUGACAAGACAGUCAAAGUGUGGUCAACUCAUCGCCAGAGAUUCCUGUUUUCCCUGACCCAGCACAUCAACUGGGUCCGCUGUGCCAAGUUCUCCCCUGACGGGCGGCUCAUCGUGUCUGCCAGUGAUGACAAGACUGUCAAGCUGUGGGACAAGACCAGCCGGGAAUGUAUCCACUCAUACUGUGAGCACGGCGGUUUUGUCACCUACGUGGACUUCCACCCCAGUGGUACCUGCAUUGCUGCUGCCGGCAUGGACAACACGGUGAAGGUGUGGGAUGCGCGGACUCAUCGGCUGUUGCAGCAUUAUCAGUUACACAGUGCAGCCGUGAAUGCCCUCUCCUUCCACCCAUCGGGAAACUACCUCAUCACAGCCUCCAGUGACUCAACGCUGAAGAUCCUGGACCUGAUGGAGGGCCGGCUGCUCUAUACGCUCCAUGGGCACCAGGGGCCUGCUACCACCGUUGCCUUUUCAAGAACGGGGGAGUAUUUCGCUUCUGGAGGCUCCGAUGAGCAGGUGAUGGUCUGGAAGAGUAACUUUGACAUUGUUGAUUAUGGAGACAUGAAGGCACGGAGGCCCCCACCCCUAACCAGCUCUUCUGGAACUCUGGCAGAGACAGGAGUCUGGAGUCAGUUCAAGGCGAGCCCCAGGAGUCCAUCAGCAUGCCUCAGACACUGACCAGCACCCUGGAGCACAUCGUGGGCCAGCUGGACAUCCUCACGCAGACAGUGUCCAUUCUGGAACAGCGACUGACACUAACAGAAGACAGGCUGAAGCAGUGCCUGGAGAACCAGCAGCUAAUCAUGCAGAGAACGCCACCGUGAUGAGGGGAGCAAGGAUCAGGAGCUCAGUGAUUGGGGGGACAGCAGGCCAGGGAUUUGUAUGGGGACUUGAGUAAAUAAAUAAAGGGAUCCCACCUGAGAGAGCCACAUCUUACCCAGUCUGGGAUUGGGUGCCCUCCUCCCCACCCCUGCAAGUGCUGUCUGUACCUGGAGCCUCUCCAUCUGACAAUGGGACGCUCCCAGUGGGCAGAGCCACACAAAAAGGAGACUGGAGACCCAGAAGGCAGGGCCACAUGCAGUUUAACAAACUCAGAAUCCUAAGAUGGUGGUCUUUCCUCUCUCUCUCUCUCUCUCUCUCUUUCUCUCUCUCUCUCUCUCUCUCCUCUCUCCUCUCUCUCCCUCCCUCUCCUCUCUCUUCUCUCUCUUUCUUUCUCUCUCUCCUCUCUCUCUCUUCUCUCUCUCCCUCCCUCCCUCUCCUCUCUCUCUUCUCACUCCUCUCUCUCUCUCCCCUUGCUAGGUCUUCAUUUACCUCACCUUCAGCCUCCCGACUGGUUUCUAAGUUGACUUCUCUUUCCUUAGACGAGCCAAGAAUUUCUUUCCAUUUGACCCCUCCCCCUGCCCAAAGCCCCCCAGGGGACCCACCCGGGUUAGGUUUGUUCAGGACAAGCUGGAUGGGAUAGGUAGAGCCUUUGCAAUGCCCUUAAUUCCUGUCACCACAUAUAUUCACCAAGACCCAUGGCUUCCUCCUUUCUAUAGCAUGAGAGUAAAGGAAUCUGAAAAUGCA
This is a messenger RNA of Mus musculus (house mouse), 4393 nucleotides long. RefSeq names its product POC1 centriolar protein A (gene Poc1a). NCBI's taxonomy places the organism in Eukaryota, Metazoa, Chordata, Mammalia, Rodentia, Muridae. Bases 2462 to 3505 code for a protein of 347 amino acids. The record is from RefSeq and is a predicted model, not a curated record. The transcript has 11 exons. Gene Ontology annotation, cellular component: centrosome; centriole; ciliary basal body.